AGACCAAUCAGCGGAGACCAACAACCUGACGUACACAGGGGGAGGCUGAGACCGUAGGCCUUAUAUACCCAAGUUCCGCAAUCGUGUUCAUGCUGUUCAAUUCCGAAGAAUACGUAGCAAUGGCCAGAACCAAGCAAACUGCCCGCAAGUCCACCGGAGGCAAGGCUCCGAGGAAGCAGCUCGCCACCAAAGCUGCGCGUAAAAGCGCACCUGCCACCGGUGGCGUGAAGAAGCCUCACCGGUACAGGCCUGGAACCGUGGCUCUGAGAGAAAUCCGUCGUUACCAGAAGUCCACUGAGCUGCUGAUCCGCAAGUUGCCCUUCCAGCGUCUGGUCAGGGAAAUCGCCCAGGAUUUCAAGACCGAUCUGCGCUUCCAGAGCUCUGCUGUCAUGGCUCUUCAGGAGGCUAGCGAGGCCUAUCUGGUAGGUCUGUUCGAGGACACCAAUCUGUGCGCCAUCCACGCCAAAAGAGUCACUAUCAUGCCCAAGGACAUCCAGCUGGCUCGUCGUAUCCGUGGGGAGCGUGCUUAAGUGAUUUGAAGUCAGGAACCGAAUAUUCAAAGGCUCUUUUAAGAGCCACCCAAACAUGAAAAAAAGCUGGUUUCCAAUGUCUUGGUUUAAUUGGUUUUUGGUUAAUCUUACUAUUCUUUGACAUAUCU
Molecule: messenger RNA, 658 nt
Organism: Alosa sapidissima (American shad)
Lineage: Eukaryota; Metazoa; Chordata; Actinopteri; Clupeiformes; Clupeidae
Product: histone H3-like
Exons: 1
Coding region: 90-530 (146 amino acids)
Cellular component (GO): nucleosome
Molecular function (GO): structural constituent of chromatin; protein heterodimerization activity; DNA binding
Source: RefSeq, a predicted model, not a curated record